CCAUGGCAGCACAUCUGACACAAGUGUUUGCUACUGCCAAACAAGAAAAACGACCUGCGUUUGUAGCUUAUGUGACAGCUGGGUUUCCUGAAAAAGAAGACACUGUAGAUAUUCUACUAGGCUUGCAAGCUGGUGGUGCAGAUAUCAUUGAACUGGGCGUUCCAUUUUCUGAUCCCAUUGCAGAUGGUCCCACAAUUCAAGACUCCAGCUUUAUUGCACUGCAGCAUGGCAUUGAUAUUCCUGCUUGUCUAAAUUAUGUGAAACAAGCUCGUGCAAGAGGACUGUGUGUUCCAGUCGUGUUCAUGGGCUAUUACAAUCCAUUUCUCAACUAUGGCGAGCAAAAACUAAUGAAGGAUUGCAAGGAAGUCGGUGUUGAUGGAUUUAUUGUGGUAGAUUUGCCUCCAGAAGAAGCCGUGCGAUUUUGCGAUUUAACUUUUGAGCAAGGGCUGAGUUAUAUUCCACUUAUCGCGCCAUCGACUACUGAGGCUCGCAUACAGCGUCUUGCAAAUAUGGCGAGUAGUUUUAUCUAUGUGGUCAGCACUCUGGGUGUCACAGGUGCCAGAGAAAGUGUAAACAGCGAUCUUCCUGGUCUUGUUUCUCGGAUAAAACAGUAUACGGAUCUUCCUCUGGCUGUUGGAUUCGGUGUUUCCAGCCGUGACCAAUUUGUGCAAGUGGGUCUACAUUCUGAAGGUGUUGUUAUUGGAUCAAAGAUUAUUACAGUUAUCAAACAAGCUGAAAAAGGACAACGAGCUGCUGCUGUUCAGGCAUUUGCACAGGAUAUCACUCGGCGUGAAAAUGUUGUUGGAUCAUACUAUCAAACUUUACCUACUACAGAUGCUGUGAAAAAAAAUAUCGAUCAAUUGACUCAUGCUCUUCCACCUCGCUUUGGUGAAUUUGGAGGGCAGUAUGCUCCAGAGGCACUGGUUGAUUGUUUAGAUGAAAUUGAAACUGCUUUUGAUGUUGCAAUGAAGGACCCAGCUUUCUGGAAAGAGUUUCAAUCUUACUACCCGUACAUGAAUCGUCCAUCAUCGCUUCAUCUUGCAGAGAGGCUUACUGAAGAGUGUGGUGGUGCACAAAUUUGGCUUAAACGUGAAGAUUUAAAUCAUACCGGCUCUCACAAGAUCAACAAUGCACUUGGUCAGGCUUUGCUUGCCAAGCGACUGGGAAAGCGUAGAAUCAUUGCUGAAACUGGUGCUGGACAGCACGGUGUUGCUACUGCUACUGUUUGUGCCAAGUUUGGUCUUGAAUGCGUUAUUUAUAUGGGUGCUGAGGAUGUGCGUCGCCAGGCACUCAACGUAUUUCGAAUCCGUCUUCUUGGUGCCAAGGUCAUUCCAGUCAAAUCUGGAUCUCAAACUCUCAAGGAUGCAAUCAAUGAAGCUUUACGUGAUUGGGUCACCAAUGUUAGCACAACCCAUUAUUUGAUUGGAUCUGCAAUUGGACCGCAUCCUUUCCCUACUAUUGUGCGCGAAUUUCAGUCAGUGAUAGGACGUGAAACCCGUGAGCAAAUGCUCUCAUUGACCAACAAACUCCCUGACGCAGUCAUUGCCUGUGUAGGCGGUGGUUCAAAUGCGAUUGGAAUGUUCCACCCAUUCAUCAAUGACUCCAGUGUCAAAAUGAUUGGUGUUGAAGCCGGUGGAAGUGGUAUUGAAUCUGGGUAUCACUCUGCUACUCUCACCAAAGGUCGACCUGGCGUGCUUCAUGGUACCAAGACCUAUUUGAUGCAAGAUGAAAAUGGCCAGAUUCUUGAAACCCAUAGUAUCAGUGCUGGGUUGGAUUAUCCAGGUGUUGGACCUGAGCAUGCCUGGCUCAAAGAUUCCGGUCGCGCUCAAUACGUUGUUGCCACGGAUGCGGAUGCCAUGAUCGGUCUGCGUAAGAUUUCUCAAAGUGAGGGGAUUCUUCCUGCUUUGGAAUCGGCUCAUGCUGUUUCCAAGGCGUUAGAAAUUGCUGCCACCAUGCCCAAAGACUCGAAUAUUGUUAUUUGUGUUAGUGGACGUGGAGACAAGGAUGUCGUGUCGGUUGCAGAGUCACUGCCUAAACUGGGUCCUCAAAUUGGAUGGGACCUAAGAUUUGAAGGAAGUAAAUCCGACAUCAACCCCGCGCAUUAAAUGUGGUAGAACUAUUGUGAAGCAAUCGCAAACAAGACAUUUCAAGUAAAUGAAGCAAUUCAAUGCGUCAAAUC
Molecule: messenger RNA, 2179 nt
Organism: Batrachochytrium dendrobatidis JAM81
Lineage: Eukaryota; Fungi; Chytridiomycota; Chytridiomycetes; Rhizophydiales
Product: tryptophan synthase TRP5
Exons: 11
Coding region: 3-2105 (700 amino acids)
Biological process (GO): L-tryptophan biosynthetic process
Cellular component (GO): cytoplasm
Molecular function (GO): tryptophan synthase activity
Source: RefSeq, a predicted model, not a curated record